Molecule: messenger RNA, 1784 nt
Organism: Portunus trituberculatus (swimming crab)
Lineage: Eukaryota; Metazoa; Arthropoda; Malacostraca; Decapoda; Portunidae
Gene: pont
Product: ruvB-like 1
Exons: 8
Coding region: 101-1471 (456 amino acids)
Biological process (GO): regulation of transcription by RNA polymerase II; chromatin remodeling; box C/D snoRNP assembly
Cellular component (GO): NuA4 histone acetyltransferase complex; Ino80 complex; Swr1 complex
Molecular function (GO): ATP binding; DNA helicase activity; ATP hydrolysis activity
Source: RefSeq, a predicted model, not a curated record
UGACGCCAGGCGGCAGGUGGCAGCACUGGUCGUGUAAACAACACCACCGACACCACCACGCGGGAAGAACCGCACGCCAUCACACCACCACGCCACCACAAUGAAGAUAGAAGAGGUCAAAAGCACAACUAAGACCCAGCGAAUCAACGCUCACUCACACGUGAAGGGCCUUGGCCUGAGAGAAGAUGGCACCGCCGAGCCUUCGUCCGCAGGGCUGGUGGGGCAGGCCCAGGCCAGGGAGGCAGCUGGCUAUCUGGUGGAUCUGAUUCGCACUAAGCGGAUGUCUGGUCGAGCUGCCCUAUUUGCAGGGCCGCCAGGCACUGGCAAGACUGCCAUCGCCCUCGCCCUUGCACAGGAGCUCGGUAACAAGGUCCCUUUCUGCCCAAUGGUUGGGUCUGAAGUGUACAGUUCUGAGGUGAAGAAAACAGAGGUCCUUAUGGAGAACUUCCGUCGUGCUAUUGGUCUCCGUAUCAAGGAAGUGAAGGAGGUAUAUGAAGGGGAAGUGACAGAGCUCACUCCAGUGGAAACAGAGAAUCCCAUGGGAGGCUAUGGGAAGACUGUUAGCCACGUCAUAAUCGGGCUUCGUACAGCCAAAGGCACCAAGCAGCUCAAGCUUGAUCCAAGCAUUUAUGAAACUCUACAAAAGGAGCGAGUGGAAACAGGAGAUGUAAUAUACGUGGAGGCCAACUCUGGAGCUGUCAAGAGGCAGGGACGUUCAGACACCUAUGCCACAGAGUUUGAUUUAGAGGCAGAAGAGUAUGUGCCUCUGCCCAAGGGGGAUGUACACAAGAAAAAGGAGGUGAUUCAAGAUGUGACACUUCAUGACCUGGAUGUGGCCAAUGCUCAGCCUCAGGGAGGGCAAGAUAUCCUUUCCAUGAUGUCUCAGCUCAUGAAACCCAGAAAGACAGAGAUAACAGAAAAACUUCGAUUGGAAAUCAACAAAGUGGUGGACAAAUACAUAGAUCAAGGCAUUGCUGAGCUAGUGCCUGGUGUCCUCUUUAUUGAUGAAGUCCACAUGCUGGACAUAGAGUGCUUCACCUUCCUUCACCGCACUUUGGAGUCCAGAAUUGCUCCCAUUGUCAUUUUCGCUACCAACAGAGGUCGCUGCAUUAUCAAAGGAACAGGAGAUGUUGUAUCAGCACACGGGGUUCCCAGAGAUUUGCUUGAUCGCAUUAUUAUUGUACGUAUGAAACCCUAUGGACAGGACGAGGUGGCUCAGAUCAUACAGAUCCGUGCCCAGACUGAAGGAAUCAAGAUUGACAAUAAUGCCAUACAAGAACUCAGCGGCAUUGCAGAAAAGGCGUCACUCAGAUAUGCUGUCCGACUUCUCACACCCUCAAAUGUCAUGGCACAACAAAAUGGAAAUGAGAGUGUGACUGCAGAAGACGUAAGAGAAGCUGCUGAUCUAUUUAUUGAUGCAAAAACUUCAGCUCAAAUGUUGGCAGAAAACCCAGAAAAAUUUAUGAAAUGAUAGUUUAAAAUUGACCUUCAAAUGGAUACUUGAGAAGCACAUGUCAUUAAUAACUAGAUCAAUUAUGUGGUUUAGGACUACAAGUUCCCAUUAAUAACUUUUGGUUAUGUUAUAAUGUACAAAAAAAUGGUCAUCAGAUAGACUAACAUGUUAAUUAAUACAUUCCAAGAAAAAAUUGCUAUGCAAGUUUUGUUUUAAAAAUCAAGCAUUUAAGUUAACAUCCAGAAUAAUGAUUUGAGCAUGAUUUGAAAAAAGAACCAUGUCACGUGUGACAUGACUUUGAUGUGAAAAAUAUAAUAAAGUUUUUUUUUAA